UGCGUUAUCGAACUCCUUUUAAAAAUGCUUGAACAUCAACAAACACGCCUGAAAAGUGAAAAGUUUUGACUUGACUUGGCGUUUCAUAAAUGUUUGUUGUGGGUUUUUUGUGUGUAUUGUGAUUGUUACGCCGCAUGUGUCAACAAUCAGCUCCCCAAUUGCUGUUGUAUUAAAUUAUCACUUAGGCAAACUCAUCCGCCCAGAAAAUGGCGAAUCUCUCAGCUUAUCAACGAUUACGAAAAGCCAACCUGAACGAGAAUACGGAGGUGUUGCUGCAGUACGGCUUGCAGGCGCCGGUGGUAGAAACGAGUUCUUUGACAAUACUCAAUACUGAAGAGCGAAAGAAGAAAUCUGCACCUAAACCCAAACCGGCUAAGAAGAAGCUAAAGGAAAAAUUCCAGUUUGUUGGAAGGCGGACAUCAUUCCGAGUGCGCUUGAAGGUUCAGCAAGAAUGUUACGAGGACUAUGAAUCCCUGAAGGAUAGUGAUGAGGAAGAGCAAGACGAAGUGCAGCUCAUGAAAAAUCUUAGUCAACCAAAUCGUAAUGUUGCUCGCCCUCCACGUCCAAAUACUUACGGAUCCAUAGAUGGUGUUAGAGUUGGAACUUGGUGGGAAACACGUCUAGACUGUAAUUAUGAUGGCAUACAUAGACCAACUGUUGCUGGCAUCCAUCAAGGUCCAGAUGGUGCCUACUCUGUUGCACUCUCUGGCGGAUAUGAAGAUGAUGUGGAUCUGGGAGACUCUUUUACCUAUACUGGAGAGGGUGGACGAGAUUUAAAGGGAACAGCAAAUAAUCCAAAGAAUUUAAGGACUGCUCCCCAGUCGAAAGACCAGCAAUUGGUGAGAGGAAACUUAGCCUUGUCAAGGAAUGUGGAGACAGGAAAUCCUGUUCGAGUUAUUCGUGGAUACAAGUUAAACAGCAAGUUUGCCCCUGAAAGAGGAUACCGUUACGAUGGCCUGUACAACAUUACAAAAUUCUGGGAAUCUUAUGGAAAAUCAGGUUUUAAAGUAUACAAGUUUGCAUUCCAGCGAUGUGAUCCAGAGCCAGCUCCAUGGCACCAAAGUACCAGUCCACCGAAGGCAAGAACUGAUGGUACAGAAGAAGUAGAGAAGGAAAGUGAAGACAGUUGUAACAGUUCUAAUUCAAGUCAAGUAAUGAAGUCACCUGUUAAGAGAGCAUCCUGUUCUUUUCUGUCUGAGGAGACUGAUUGGCAUGGUUGGCCUAAUGCAUAUGAUCUUCCUAAAAUAGGCUGUUUAAGUAUUAAGUGUGGUGAUGGAGAAGAAAAGUUGUGCUUAACUGGAGAUGCUUGGAUACUAGCAGGAGACUUGACCCAAAAUUCUACUGUCACUAUGUCUUGUGCAGAUAACCACAAGAACUCUAGAAUAAAAAGUGCUAAACGUGUAACUUUUGAUGAUGAAGUUAAAUCGAAUAACCCAUAUGAGCUGAAUGAAUAUGACUGUAAGUUAGGUAUGACAUGUGACUGGUUAGGGUGGAGUGAAGAGGGCUUGUCUAUUCUCGAUUGCCCCUCAACUUUCAAUUGUACUUUACAUGAUAAUUGUUAAGCUUGAUGAAUGGCAAUUCUUUUAAAACAAUAUUUUUUCUCUCUAAUAUUUGUUAUUUCAAAAUAUUUUAUAUGUGUAGAAACUGCAUGUUUUAUUCAUUGGGUGUAGUUAAGUGAUUCUUUCCGUAUCUUUGACAUCUCUCAAAUUUUGCAUCUUUGUAACUGACUUGAAAGCAAUGUGUUCUCAUUCCCAUGCAAUAUCUGAAAGUCAAUAUAAUAAUUUUUAUUUUAGCAGAA
Molecule: messenger RNA, 1798 nt
Organism: Frankliniella occidentalis (western flower thrips)
Lineage: Eukaryota; Metazoa; Arthropoda; Insecta; Thysanoptera; Thripidae
Exons: 7
Coding region: 207-1562 (451 amino acids)
Biological process (GO): protein ubiquitination; negative regulation of gene expression via chromosomal CpG island methylation
Molecular function (GO): ubiquitin protein ligase activity
Source: RefSeq, a predicted model, not a curated record